This is a messenger RNA of Piliocolobus tephrosceles (Ugandan red Colobus), 4044 nucleotides long. It is a transcript of the gene ZNF699, whose product is annotated as zinc finger protein 699. The transcript is spliced from 7 exons. The coding region runs from base 523 to 2562 and encodes 679 amino acids. The record is from RefSeq and is a predicted model, not a curated record. Gene Ontology annotation, molecular function: DNA-binding transcription activator activity, RNA polymerase II-specific; RNA polymerase II cis-regulatory region sequence-specific DNA binding. Gene Ontology annotation, cellular component: nucleus. Lineage: Eukaryota; Metazoa; Chordata; Mammalia; Primates; Cercopithecidae. Gene Ontology annotation, biological process: regulation of transcription by RNA polymerase II.
AGCCAUGUCACCCUGCCACUCCGCCAGCGUUUGAAGAACAUUUUUGCCUCCGUCGGCUUCCUGUCUUGCCCUGCCCCGCCCCGCCUGCACCGGGUCUGGUCCGCGGGAGACUGAGGGCUCGGCUUGAAGAUCGGCGGUCUAAGGGCUGCCUCCCCGUCACUCCCUGCCCGGACCCCGCUCCCGGGGCCUCCCGCCGCUGCGGCGCCUCCUCGGAGAGCACGGGUCAGCUGCCCCUGCGGCCGCGGCUGGUCCCAGACUCACUGAAUCGGGAACUCUGGUCUGGGUCCAGAAAUCGGAGUGAUUCUGAUGCAGGCGAGAGUUGGAGAACGAAUGUCGUAGUUCAUCAGCCUCCGAAAGCAUCCUUUGCUCUCUUUCCAGAAAGGAAGAGCAUCUCUGCCAUUCGGGUCUCAAGGACAAGCGCCUGAGCCUCGUUCUCUGUGAGCUGAUCUGUGGAUCGCGGCGAGUCGGCCACUCGGGAGGCAGAGGUUGCAGUGAGCUGAGAUCGCAUCACUGCACUCCAGCAUGGGCAAUAGAGCGAGACCCUGCCUCAAAAAAAGAGAAAAGAUUGUAUUUGGUCUCUGGAUUUUACACUCUGCCUAUGGACAUCAGUUUGAUACAUUAUAUUCAGGGGACAUGGAGGAGGAAAGAACAACUGUUGAAUUACAGAAAAAUAGCAUACAGGACUCAGUAGUCUUUGAGGAUGUGGCUGUGGACUUUACCCAGGAAGAAUGGGCUUUGCUGGAUCUUGCUCAGAGGAACCUCUACAGAGAGGUGAUGCUGGAAAACUUCCAGAACCUGGCCUCACUAGGGUAUCUGCUACACACACCCCAUCUGAUCUGCCAGUGGGAACAAGAGGAGGACCUGCAGACAGUGAAGAGAGAACUUAUCCAGGUCAUCUUUAUGGGAGAGCACCAGGAAGGUUUUGAGACUCAACUUAAAACUAAUGAAUCAGUUGCUCCACAAGAUAUUUGUGGAGAAAAAAUAUCCAAUGAACAAAAAAUAGUAAGAUUCAAAAGGAAUGAUUCUUGGUUCUCCACUUUACAUGAAAACCAGGAGUCCUGUGGUAUUGAUGAUCAGAACAAAAGCCAUGAGAGACAUUUGAGAAAUCACAUGGUAGAGAACAUCUAUGAAUGUUGUGAAGAAAAUCAAGAUGGACAGACUUUCAGCCAAGUUCCAAAUCUUGAUUCACUCAAGAGAAAUACUGAAGUAAAAUCCUAUGAAUGCCAUGAGUGUGGAAAGGCCUUCGUGGAUCAUUCAUCCCUUAAGAAUCACAUCAAGUCUCAUACUGGAAGCAAACCCUAUCAGUGCAAGGAAUGUGGGAAGGCCUUCCAUUUUCUUGCUUGUUUCAAGAAGCACAUGAAAACCCCCACUGAAGAGAAGCCCUACGAAUGUAAAGAAUGUACCAAGGCCUUCAGUUGUUCCUCAUUCUUUAGGGCACAUAUGAAGAUUCACGUCGGAAAGACAAACUAUGAAUGUAAGGAAUGUGGGAAAGCUUUUAGUUGUUCCUCAUCACUCACAGAACACAAAAGAAUUCAUAGUGGAGAUAAGCCUUAUGAAUGUAAGGAAUGUGGGAAGGCCUUCAGUUGUUCCUCCUCACUCUCCAAACACAAAAGAAUUCACAGUGGAGAUAAGCCAUAUGAAUGUAAAGAAUGUGGGAAGGCCUUUAGCUCUUCCUCUCACCUUAUAAUACAUAUAAGAAUUCACACUGGAGAGAAGCCUUAUGAAUGUAAAGAGUGUGGGAAGGCCUUCAGCGAGUCCUCAAAACUCACUGUACAUGUGAGGACACAUACUGGAGAGAAACCCUACAAAUGUAAGGAAUGUGGGAAAGCCUACAAUUGUCCCUCCUCCUUAAGUAUCCAUCUAAGAAAACACACUGGAGAAAAACCCUAUGAAUGUCUGGAAUGUGGAAAGGCCUUCUACCUCCCCACUUCCCUUAAUACACAUGUGAAAAAUCAAAGUCGAGAGAAACCCUAUGAAUGUAAGGAAUGUGGGAAGGCCUUUAGUUGUCCCUCGUCCUUUAGAGCACAUGUGAGAGAUCACACUGGAAAGAUACAGUAUGAAUGUAAGGAGUGUGGGAAGACCUUUAGUCGUUCCUCGUCCCUCACCGAACACCUAAGAACUCACAGCGGAGAGAAGCCGUAUGAAUGUAAGGAAUGUGGGAAAGCCUUUAUUAGUUCCUCCCACCUUACAGUACAUAUCAGAACUCACACUGGAGAGAAACCCUAUGAAUGUAAGAAAUGUGGGAAAGCCUUUAUUUAUCCCUCAGCCCUUAGGAUCCACAUGAGAACACACACUGGGGAAAAACCCUAUGAAUGUAAGGAAUGCGGGAAAGCAUUUCGUCAUUCUUCAUACCUUACUGUACAUGCAAGAAUGCACACCGGAGAGAAACCCUUUGAAUGUCUGGAAUGUGGAAAAGCCUUCAGUUGUCCCUCAUCCUUUCGAAGGCAUGUGAGAAGCCACACUGGAGAGAAGCCCUAUGAAUGUAAAGAAUGCGGGAAAGCCUUUGUUUGUCCUGCCUACUUUAGAAGACAUGUGAAAACUCACACUAGAGAAAACAUAUAAAUGUAAGGAAUAUGGGAACGUCUGCAAAGCUUCAGAUCCUAGGCAACUUGUGAGAUCUCAUACUGUGGAGAUACCCUAUGAAUGUAAGAAAGUAGGAAAUUGUUGCUCAUCAUUUUGAAGAUUUGAGGACACUUUAGAGAAACCCUGUGUAUGUAAAUCAUGUACUGAAAACUUUAUGAACAUUGCUUAUUAUGUAUAAGAAAAUUCGUACUAGAAAUGAAGAUCAGUGCCUCAUCCUUAAAGUAGACUGCUGGCUCUUUGAUUACCAGUGUUUUCUGAUAGGAACAUUUAAAGUGAUAAAUUUACCUUUUCAGCUCCAGCCACAUACCUUUUAGUAUGAGGUGCUUUAAUUUUGGUUCUGAUGUAAAUAUGAUUUCCAUGACAAAAUCUUUUGGAUCCAUGGAGGAUAUGAAAAAAUUUUUCUGUAUAGGCAGGAGUGGUCUUUUUUUAAAAAGUGGUUUAUAAUUAAUGUUCAUUGUUCUUUAAAUGGGUAGUCACUAUAAUAUUGACAUUUUGGUUAUUGUUGUUUUGUUUUUAGUCUACAUGGCAGAUAGCAGAACUUGCCCACUCAAUAUUUUUCUUCCUAUUCUUUUUCCUAAGAGACGUUGGAGUUUCUGAGAUGAUCAAUUUUUACUGUUUAAAGCUUUUAUUGUCUAGUGAGUAACUUCAGCAGAAAUUAAUUUAAUAUACUAUUUUUAUAUUUUAUUCUUUGUCCUUGCUCGUGGCUGGGAAUUGGAUUCAGUGUUUUGAGUGUAAAAAUUGUAUUACAUUAACUAUAUUUCCCAAAAUCACUUUUUUCUCCAGUUCUAGGUUAGACUUGUCUAAUAUAAGAAUUUGUAUGAGAUUUGGAAGGCAUAAGGGAAGAAAAAGCCAUUAUGCUACGUUUAGUGGGGCCAUCAGAUAGGGAGACAGAUGUAUAAAGGCCUGGUGACCUCUAGUUUUCAGCUCAUUUUUUGAAUUGUUGGACUCAUUGAUCAAUAUUUGCUCAAAACUGAAUGUUAUAGCCGGGCAUGAUGGUGCAUGCCUGUGGUCACAGCUACUCAGGAGGUUGAGGCAGGAGGAUCACUUGAGCCCAGGAGUUUGAGGCUGCAGUUAACUAUGAUCAUGCUACUGCACUCUAACCUGAGUGACAGAGUGAGACCCUUUCUCAAAAACAAAACAAAACAAAAAACCAAACAUUAAAUGGUUGCUUGUCUUCAGUGUCCUCCAAGGCAGCAUCUCUAUAGCUAUCACCAUAUACAACUUCUUGGAUUUUCUGGCAAGCUCUGGCAUUGCCAUUUUGCUUGUGUUGCAGUCUGUCUUACACAGUCCAAUCGCAUCAUGUUGCGCUAUUCAUGGGGAAAGAUAGUUUUGCAAGUCUCAAAAGCAAGAGCUGGCCGGGCGUGGUGGCUCACUCAUGCCUGUAAUCCCAGCACUUAGGGAGGCCGAGGCGGGCAGAUCACGAGGUCAGGAGAUCCAGACCAUCCUGACUAACACCGUGAA